UCGGUUUUGGUAUGAAGCACAAUCACCAACUUGAACGUGGGGUCCUCCAGUCCAGUCUCAGACUGCAGUAUAACUAAAUUAAUACUAAGAUGGCCCUUUGUAUGAUAUGAGGGUGUAACAUAGAAUAUAGCUUAGAUCUAUUCUUAAUAGAUAUAGGCUAUCGUUUCCUUGACAUUCAGAAUAAAUUGCAACCUCACUCGUAAUAGCCCAUAUGCAAACAGCCUGUUCGGAAUGCCGAAAAUGAACUUCUCUCCACUGCUCUCCCUGUGCAUGGAUGUGUGUGUGGUGCAGACAGUCCGCUUGGCCCAACUCUCCCCUCUCCUCCUCCCCCAUCCCCUCAUCACCUUGUGUGGUGGAAGCCUGCUCCGUGCCGGCCUCCACCUCUUUCUCACCUUCACGUUCCCUGGAAGUCCCCUAUGGAUGAGCAGCUUCGAGGGGCUCCAGAGCAUGGGGGUCCUCUGCUUCCAUUGCCCAAUCUACAUCAGCCUUCUCUGGGUAUGUGGCCAGUCCAUCCUGGGGCAGCUAUGGGGAUGGCACUCCUGGCAGGGGGGCUACUGCGUAACAGUCGUAGCAUGGUUGUACUGGACACGCUACGUCCCUUCUCUUCUUACCAAGCCCACCAAGGAACCACAGAAGAAGACUGGGGCAUCUCUAGAGAAACUGAUGGGAUACAUGAAGCCUUAUAUCAUACGCUUUGGAGUCGUGCUGAGUCUUGUCGUCAUCUCUUCCCUUGGUGAGAUGGCUAUUCCCCACUACACCGGCCGAAUGACUGACUGGAUUAUGAAUGAAGACGAGCCUGAAGCCUUCACUUACGCCAUCACGGUCAUGUCUGAUUACAGUCAUGAGGUGUGUGCUGUGUGUGACCUCAUCUACAACAUCACCAUGUGUCGCAUACACACCUCCAUCCAGCGCCUAGGCUUCCAGUCGGUGCUGAAGCAGGAGAUCGCUUUCUUUGACAAAGCUCAGACAGGUGACCUUGUGUCACGCAUCACCACGGACACCAACAACAUGAGUGAGUCUCUGAGUGAGAAGUUGAGUCUGCUGAUGUGGUACUUCAUACGGGUCACUUUCCACUUCAUCUUCAUGCUCAAUCUCUCCUGGAAGCUGUCCCUCUUCACCGCGAUGGGGCUUCCUAUCAUCUGGGUCAUACCAAAGAUACCCGGCAAGUGGUACCAGCUCGGUGCGAAGGUUCAAAAGUCACUAGCCCAGGCCAAUGACGUUGCCACGGAGACCUUCUCCUCUAUGAAGACAGUACGCAGCUUUGCCAACAAGGAGGGCGAGACGGAGAGCUACAGGAAGAGGCUGGAGAAGACCUACUCUCUGAAUAAAGAGGAAGCAGCAGCCUACGCAGCCUCAACCUGGACCAAUAGUAUGUCAAGCCUGUUCCUGAAGGUCAGUAUCCUGUACUAUGGCGGCAGUCUGGUGACAGGGGGGACCGUCAGCAGUGGGGACCUGGUGGCCUUUGUGCUCUACGAGCUCCAGUUCUCCUCUGCUGUGGAGACCGUGAUGUCGUGUUACCCAAGUGUGAUGAGGGCAAUCGGUGGCUCUGAGAAGAUAUUCGAGUAUGUGGACCGACAGCCCCAUGUUCCUACAGAAGGCACCCUUGCCCCACAGAAACUUGAGGGAUAUGUUCAGUUCAAGAAUGUCAUAUUUACCUACUCUACCAGGGACGAUACACCUGUGCUCAAGGCCCUGUCUCUGGAGCUGAGGCCUGGGCAGAUCACUGUCCUUGUGGGGGCUUCUGGAGCAGGGAAAAGCACCUGUGUGAGCCUGCUGGAGUUCUACCUGCCCCAGGAAGGAGUGAUCCUAUUGGAUGGACAGCCACUGAACAGCUACAAGAACCAGUACCUGCACAACCAGGUCAUUACAAACAGCAAUGGAAGCAAUGUUACUCUUCCCCUAAGCUAUAUUAGAUUUGAUUUUGAUUUGAAACAUGUCAGAGAUGAUGCCACUGAUGAGGAGAUGUACCAGGCUGCUGAGCUGGACAACGCCCACAAGUUCAUCUCUGACCUGCCCAAUGGCUAUGAUACAGAUGCCGGGGAGAAGGGAGGCCAGGUUUCAGGAGGGCAGAAGCAACACAUUGCCGUCGCCAGAGCUCCAAUCAGACAGCCUCGGAUUCUAGUGCUGGACGAUGUCACCAGUAACUUGGACACAGAGAGUGAGCAUUUGGUCCAACAAGCUCUGCUCAACGAUUCAAACCCCUGCUCAGUCCUGCUGAUUGCUCAUAAGCUGAGCACUGUGGAGAAGGCCAAUCACAUUGUCGUUCUCGAGGAGGGAAAGGUGCUAGAGGAGGGGGGCCAUGUUGAGCUGCUGGAGAAAGGUGGAACCUAUGCUGACAUGGUGAACAGGCAGAACACUGGCUUCCAGCGCAAAGAAGGGGAGGAGCUAAACAACUAAAACAGAGGCUCCAAUCCCAUGACACUUCUCAAUUUACACUGAAAUCCCACUCUGCCACCAUCUCACAUUUUCAACAUUAUUACCUACUAGUUCUACUGCAUCGCAUAUGCUUAACAAAUACUCUGAGAUCAUAGCAUCAAACUGUUGUUAAAUGAUCAUAAUCCCCUCACUGAUUACAAUAAGAGACCUGUAAUAUAAGAGGUUUCAUACAAAGAGCACAUUUCUAUGUUCAACUUUCUAUUUGCACUAUAGUGUAACUAAAGUAUUCUUUCUGCCCCAAAUGCCUUUUGUAUUUAUUUUUACAUUUAUUUUAGUUAAAUUGUUCUCCCACAUUUGUGUUCUAACUAUAUAGUGUAAAUAGGGAUCCCAAAGAAUGUUUUGUCUCUUCAAGGCAGUACAAUACAGGAGCCUUUUUCUGUUCUGUGUUAAUGACAAUAAACAUUCUGCUCUCUGAAAUAA
Messenger RNA from Oncorhynchus kisutch (coho salmon), 2856 nucleotides. Its product is annotated as antigen peptide transporter 1-like. The record is from RefSeq and is a predicted model, not a curated record. Gene Ontology annotation, molecular function: ATP binding; ABC-type oligopeptide transporter activity; ATP hydrolysis activity. NCBI's taxonomy places the organism in Eukaryota, Metazoa, Chordata, Actinopteri, Salmoniformes, Salmonidae. Gene Ontology annotation, biological process: transmembrane transport. Gene Ontology annotation, cellular component: membrane.